This is a messenger RNA of Copidosoma floridanum, 2562 nucleotides long. RefSeq names its product solute carrier family 22 member 3. Gene Ontology annotation, molecular function: transmembrane transporter activity. Gene Ontology annotation, cellular component: membrane. Gene Ontology annotation, biological process: transmembrane transport. The record is from RefSeq and is a predicted model, not a curated record. Lineage: Eukaryota; Metazoa; Arthropoda; Insecta; Hymenoptera; Encyrtidae.
CUCUGAAUGCGCGCGUGGUAGCUUCUGUCCUCUCGGUUCUCAGUGCGUAGUCCAACGUCGCCGGGGUAGUACCUAUACACGUGAACUCUCCUCGCUCCUCUCCUGGUGUACCGAGUUUUCUCGUGCAUACCGAUCUUUGUUUUUUUUUUGUUUUUUUUUUUUUGCCGAUACGACAAAAAUCGUUUAUUUGCUCAAAAUGUGCCGGUAAGCCGAGGAUCGAAGCUGUUGUCGCUCGCACUCGUUACCGAUCCGCAACAGACAGGCUGCCGAUCCCCCAUGCGCGGCAGUCGUAUUGUUCUCCCCGCGGAGGUGGCGAUUUAAAAACGUGACGGACACGUAAAUACAUUACAGUUUUGGACUCCUUACAUACAUACAACUUUACUCAUACUUUGUUUGGUCAUCGCGUAAUUUAACGAAGAUUGUAUACAAGAUGAAGGCCGAGGAGGUCAGAGUAGGCGGCUACCAGAUCCUUACGGCGUUACUGCUGUCGGUCAACCUCAUAACGGUGGCGAUGAGCCACGCGUUAUCGAUAUUUUACAAAUACACACCGAAAUUUUACUGCCAGGAGGAGAGCGGUGGCGCGAGCACGGAUGUGUCGAACGUGAGCAACCGCACGUACGGGUGUUUGCCGGCCGGCGUCAGUUGUGCCGGCGGCUACCUGUUCGAGUCGCAGCAGCACUUUCUCCUGCACGGGUCGAGCUCGAUGAUGAUGAUGAUGAGCCCGUCCCCGGAGCGCAGCAGCGUCGUCACCGAGUGGCAACUCGUGUGCGAACGGGCCCAUCUGCUCCGGGCACUUAGCGAGCUCUACUUCGCUGGGUUGCUGCUGGGGGGCCUGGUCGCCGGUUUUUUAGCCGACAGGCUCGGUAGGCUGCCUGUACUUGCUGUGUGUCUCUACGCCCAGGGUGCUCUAGCCGUGGCCCUCAAUAUCGUCGAGAAGUACCAGCUGUUCCUGGUGUUCCGGGGCCUGCAAGGCUUCUUCAUGCAGGGCCUCGAGAGCUGCACGUUCAUCCUGUGCAUGGAGCUCUUCCCUGCCAAGUACAGGACCCUCGUCGCCCUGGUCGUCCUCUCGAUACGAUCCCUCGGUCUGAUGCUCAUCUCGGGCUUCAGCUACUUCAUUCCCGACUGGCGGAUCCUCCAGCUCAUAUCGUGCGUGCCCACCGCCAUAACCGUCCUCUACAUAUGGCUGAUCCCGGAAUCUCCACGCUGGCUGAUAGCCAAGGGCAAGACGAUAGACGCGCAACUGCUCCUCGAGAGGAUGAGCAAGUACAACAGCUUGUUGGGCUUGAGCGACAGGAAGACUCGUAGCGAUGGCAAAGAGACACCGCUCAAGCCCAAGAGGAAAGCAAAGACCACGACGACGACGACGACGACGCGGGUGACGAGCGACGACGCCAAGUGCGCCGAUCUCGAGAAAUCGCUACACGAGUCCUUGAACCUACUGUCGACGGCCGAACAGGAGCGAGCCGACGAAGAAGCGAGCAGGGCACCGACGAUCGUAGUCACCGAUGACAAGAGCCGUCCUCGAGGGGGUGACAAGAGCGACGAGCCAAUACCACCCCUUGGGGGAUACUCGCCCGUGACGAGCAGAGAGACGACUCCACGACAGGGCAGCCGGAGCGGAAUGGCCGGGUUUCUCAGGAGGUUCAUCGGCCGUACCUGCGUGCUUCUUAUGUUUGCGUGGUUCGCGUCCUCGAUAGCGUUCCACAGUCUGGUGAGCAUGCCCCAGAAGUUGAGCUCCGAGCGCCACGUGUCCCUGAGCUUGGCCGCGGCAAUGGAGAUCGGUACUUUCGUGCUGAGCUACCUGUUGGCCACGUCGCGCUGCGGCAGGCGCUGGGGCCUCAGCAUCGGGCAGAUCCUCGCUGGUGCGGUCUGCGUGGCCAUCGCGGUCAUCUCUUUCAACGCCGACGACAGGUCGCCCCUCAAGUGGCUCGCCACGGCGAAACUAGCGGCAAUCGUGAUCGGUCGAAUCGUCAACAUCGUCUCCUUCUUCAUCCUUCGAUUGGUAAUGAUCGAACUUUUGCCGACGACCUCGCGAGCUACCGGGGUCGGGUUGUGCAUAGGCGCUGAAAUGAUGGGAGGCCUCCUCAUGCCCUUUAUCCUCAAGCUCAAUAGAUUCGUGCCUGAGCUUGGGCGAGUCGUGAUUGGCGUCACGUGCAUCUGCUCGGGUCUGUUGGUUCUGUCUCUUCCGGAGACUUUGCGCGCCGUUUUGCCGGACACCGCGGAAGAAGCCAGGGAACUCGUCGGGAGCAUCGGCGAUGGCAAAGACGAUGACGAAAAAGCCAAACGACACACGAAUAAUUUUCAAGAGCAUUCCACGGACCUCGAUACCGAAGCUUCAUAGACAUAGAACGCAAGGGGGGAAUGCGUCCGUUUGCGUUGGGUGGGACGUUGGUCUCUUGUUUCGAAGCUCGAUGACUCCUCGUGAUUGUAAAUAUUUACAUAUGUACAUACAUUGUAUGGAACAUAAACGUUGUUAUGUGGCUGAGUAACCAAAGUGCGUGCAACAGCAGCGUAUGUGUAAAAAUGUAAUAUACUAUACUUUUUUCCAACAAGUCAUUCCUA